AGUAUUAGUUGGGUGGUGGUGGUGGAGGGAUGUUUCUGGAGCGAGGAGGUUUGGGUAGAGAGGGAUAGCUGUCAAAAGGACAUUUCGGUCAGCGAACGCUUCAACUGCAGUUUUUCCCGGCUCUCAGGUACUCACUCAGCUCUCUCCCCCCUCCCCCCCUCCAUUGCGCUUCUGACCUGCCAGAUUAGAGAUGCACGGUUGAAGAAGACGAAGAAGAACGAGAAAGAAGAAGACUUUGGCGUUGCGAGUGGGUCGUCUUCGUCGUCGGAAGAAGAUCUGCAGCUGCAUCUUCGCCGGCGGAAAUGAGCGCGUCUAGGUUUAUAAAGUGCGUCACGGUCGGGGAUGGUGCCGUUGGUAAAACAUGUAUGCUAAUUUCCUACACCAGUAACACAUUCCCCACGGAUUACGUGCCAACUGUUUUUGACAAUUUCAGUGCAAAUGUGGUUGUUGAUGGGAACACGGUCAACCUUGGGUUGUGGGAUACUGCUGGUCAAGAGGAUUAUAACAGAUUAAGACCAUUGAGCUAUCGAGGGGCAGAUGUUUUCCUGCUUGCUUUCUCUCUAAUCAGCAAGGCCAGCUAUGAGAAUGUUGCCAAGAAGUGGAUUCCUGAACUGAGGCAUUAUGCACCUGGCGUUCCCAUAAUUCUUGUUGGAACAAAGCUUGAUCUUCGGGAUGACAAGCAGUUCUUUGUUGACCACCCUGGUGCAGUGCCCAUUUCUACUGCUCAGGGCGAAGAGCUGAAGAAGCAGAUUGGGGCUCCUGCCUACAUUGAAUGUAGCUCAAAAACACAGCAGAAUGUCAAGGCAGUCUUUGAUGCAGCCAUUAAGGUGGUUCUUCAGCCACCCAAGCAAAAGAAGAAGAAGAGAAAGUCGGGUCAAAAGAGUGCUUGCUCCAUUUUGUGAUCAUGGAAAGAAUAGACGUGAGAGUAACGAUAACCUACCAGCUUUUCUCCUUGUAGUCUCCCCUCACUCUCUCUUUUCCUCUUUUCCUUUCUCUUGAGGAAUCAGCAGUGGCUUGGGGUAUAGUCUCAACUGACAGUACUAGGGAGCUCUCUCUGGAAGCAUCAGGUGGUUUGUUUCUCGCUUUAUCAUCAGUCUUGUGGUGAUCUGUAAUCAAUGAUCACAUUAUGUGGCAGCCUACACACCACUUUUGUUAUUCGGAUUUAGAUUCAUCUCAUAUAUUAACCAGAUGUGGGGAAGAUCCCCCAUCUGAGAACAACUGUUUCCCUGCUGGACCUGAUUAUAUUCAUAUUUUUGUAUCCCUAUUUAAAACACUGCAAAAGGCUUUUUGCUGGCUAUGUUUGCAAUUCUGUUUCUGUUUGUUUUA
Messenger RNA from Nelumbo nucifera (sacred lotus), 1326 nucleotides. Its product is annotated as rac-like GTP-binding protein 5. The record is from RefSeq and is a predicted model, not a curated record. Gene Ontology annotation, molecular function: GTPase activity; GTP binding. Gene Ontology annotation, biological process: small GTPase-mediated signal transduction. NCBI's taxonomy places the organism in Eukaryota, Viridiplantae, Streptophyta, Magnoliopsida, Proteales, Nelumbonaceae.